UGGACCCGAUGAAUUAGUCAUCUAAGAAAUAACGUGACUUUUCCGAGAAUGAAAUGAGUAUAGUGCUUGAGCUAAGAAUUUAGUAAUAGCAGUUCGAUUGAUUUGAUCGAACGGCUUUAUUGAUAUUUAUCAGUCCGUCAUAGUUCAUUAGUGCAUCAAUAUGUCAGGAUCUACCUUAAAUGAAGAUAAUCAAAAAUCAUUAAUCGAUACCGUCGGUGAUCAAGUAAAUGAAAUGAAUUUAAAUGAAAGUGAAAAAAAUGAGAUUGUAAAAGAAAAUUUAACAAGUGAAGUCAAGCCGGAAAGUCGGGUUCUUGUUUUAUACACCGGUGGUACCAUAGGAAUGAUUAGAAAUGAAAAAGGCGUGUUGAUACCGAAGGCCAAUUCUUUUGUUAAUAAUUUACGACAAUUUUCUCACCUGCAUGAUUGUAAUUAUGCCGAGAAAAUAUAUGGCAAAACGAGUAGCAACUCCUUUGGUCCUUUGAUUUUACCGGUUAAAACUACGGAUAAGUGUCGUGUUAUCUAUGACGUAUUAGAAUACUCACCACUUUGCGAUUCCAGUGACAUGACUAUGGACGAUUGGAUUCGUAUUGCUAAUGAUAUCAAAAAAUAUUACGACGAUUAUGACGGAUUCGUGGUAUUACAUGGAACGGAUACUUUGAGUUACACAGCAUCCGCUUUGUCAUUUAUGUUGGAGGAACUCGAUAAAAUAGUUAUCUUAACCGGCUCCCAAGUUCCAAUAUUCGAUACAAGAAAUGACGGAAUAGAUAAUUUUCUUACUUCUUUGGUGAUAGCUGCCAAUUAUAGUAUACCAGAAGUAUGCGUAUAUUUUGGAACGAAUCUUAUGCGAGGAAAUCGUACCAGUAAAGUAUCGGCUACAUCUUUCGAUGCAUUUCACUCCCCUAAUUUUCCACCUUUGGCUACGGCCGGAAUAAAUAUAGAAGUUGACUAUCGUUUGUCGAAAUAUCCUUCAAAUCCAGGAAACUUUUCGGUACAUUUGAAAUUGAAUCGAAAUGUCGGUCUCUUGAGACUUUUUCCUGGUAUUACUGCAGAUCUAGUGAGAGCAUUUCUUCAACCACCAACUGAAGGUGUUGUGUUGCAAACCUAUGGUUCUGGUAACGUGCCUAGCAAUCGCGAUGAUAUUUUUUCUGAAUUUCGUGCGGCUACAGAACGUGGUGUUAUUAUUAUUAAUAUUACACAAUGUACAACUGGUUGUGUGUCGGGUACCUAUAAGGCAGGAAAAUUAUUAGAAGAAACUGGUGUAAUAUCAGGUUUUGAUAUGACGCCAGAAGCCGCUCUAGCAAAAUUAGCUUAUGUAUUAUCUAAUAAAGAAUGGGAUAUUAAAAAAAAGCAAAGAAUAAUGCAAAGCAAUUUGCGAGGAGAAUUAACAUCGAGUCAACUUCCGUUCAUGUUUGAAACAGAUUUAGUGAAUGCUGUAGCGAGGUCAUUAAAAUUAUCUUCAAGAGUUGAAUUUCAAGAACUGACCUCCAUUCUUUUUCCUACUAUGCUCAAUGCGGCAGUAGUUAAAUACGAUAUCGACAAAUUAAAAUCAUUGAUGGAAUAUGGUGCUAACAUUUCACAAACAAACGUGGACGGUCGAACUGCUCUUCAUAUUGCUUGUUGUCAAGGAAAUUUAAAUAUUGUACAAGAACUUUUAAAAAUGGGUGCUGACGUUAAUAAAAAGGAUCGUUAUCAUCGAACUCCACUUAUCGAAGCUAUUGAUGGUGACCAUCAUGAGAUUAUUAACAUUUUAUUGGAACACGGUGCUAAACUAGACGAAAAUAAUAUAGGAUAUAAAAUUUUUGAUAUUGUUGGAAGUGGAAACGCUAAACGUCUCAAAUCAUUUUUAAUUGCUAAUCCUAAUGUUUCACAAAUAAAGGAUACAUCUGGAAGAACGUUAUUACAUUUAGCUGCACUUCACAAUGACGUAACUAUUAUUAAAUUAUUAUUAAAUUACAAUGCAAAUCCUGAAUCUAUCGAUAUGAUCAGACACACACCGUUUGAUCUUGCAAGAUUAGUUGAAGCUGUAGACGCAAUGGAGUGUCUUACGUUUUACGAGUCUAUUAAAUAAAAUUAUAUUAUUUAUAUUGAGACAAAAGUCAUUCUAAAUCUUCAAUAUAUCAAAACAUUAAUUAUUUAUUAACACGGAUAAUCAUUUAAUAAAACUUAAUUUAUUAGCCAUAGUAGAUCUUCAAUAUAUACGGCAAGAUAUUUAAUAUUAAUUAACACAUUGAUUAGAUAACUAAUCCAGUAUCGUUCGUAACACUUUAAUCAAUUAAGUAAAAACAAAUUACUAUAUCUUGACAUUUUUAUAUUGUUUUAUAUCACAUAGCAAAUAUCACAGUAUAUAAUAUUUAUAACACAUUCAAUAUCUCAAAUAUAUUUAUUUAUAUUACUACUUACUAAUCUUCAAGGAAAUUAUGUAAGAAUUGUGAAAAAUAAACAAAAAUGUACGAUUAUAUUGAAAUUUAUUAGUUGUAAUAAGAAAGUGUAUUCUCCUUUUUUUUUGGUGGCGAAAAAAAACAGCAUCAAUUAUAUAUUUUAUUCGUUUAAUUCCAUCGAUAAUAUCACAAUAUCAAUAAUACAGAUAUAUUUUUUGGAUGUUGCGGUAUGUAUAAACCCUCUCAGCAAAUUCGUUUAUCUGUUCCUUUGUUUUACUUUGAUACUAGUAUUUUCUUUGUCUUUCUUUUCUUUUUUCUUCUUUUUUUAACCAACACUAAAUUUUAUUAUCUCUAUACUUCAAUCGAAAUACAUAUUGUAUAUAUACAAGUUCGUUUGUACGUCCAUUUAUAUACCGCAGUAUGUAUUUCAAAUGUAUUCAAAUGGCACCUAUUCUCUUUUUAUUUUGGGGAUAUUUAGAAUACAAUACAAUAUUUGUAUAUAUAUAUACAAUAUAUAUAAAUUUAAUAGAGUUCCUUUUUUUUCCUUCAAUAGAAUAUAUUUUCUAUGAAACGUAUAUUAGAAUAAUUUCGCAAAAUACUGGAUCUCACUGUGAUUAAUUUUUCUUUACAGAAUAUUUAACAUGAAUAAAAAAAAAUGGAAUUUGCAUAUAGAAAUUCUACGCUCUAUUAAAAAUAUAAUAAAUUUUUUUUGUGGGGGGAAAAUAUAAAUGAGAUAAAAAAUAAUUUUCAUUUCUUUUCAUCUCUUAUGCAUCAUUUCAUGCAGAUUUCAUCAUUUCGCGCGAACAAAGAAUUUUAAUAGUCUGUUUGUUUUUUCUUUCAAACUAGAACAUUGAUCGUAGGUGGAACGUAUACCUGAGAAAAAAAAAAUAUAGGUAAUACAUAGUACGACUAGUUAGUUUUGUAACGAUAUUGAUUUUUAAAUAAGUAUAUUGAUUCUCCAAUUUCAAAUAUAUAGGAUGCACUAGUAUCAAUUGAUAUUCUUCGUCCGUAUAUAUGCAUGCAUGUACAUAAUAGACUAAUUUCUUUUAUAUUGGAUCUUAGUUUAACCGUCUUAAUAGAAAACUAGCUUAAAAAA
This is a messenger RNA of Polistes canadensis, 3474 nucleotides long. Its product is annotated as L-asparaginase 1. Gene Ontology annotation, molecular function: asparaginase activity; protein binding. Lineage: Eukaryota; Metazoa; Arthropoda; Insecta; Hymenoptera; Vespidae. The coding region runs from base 161 to 2068 and encodes 635 amino acids. The record is from RefSeq and is a predicted model, not a curated record. Gene Ontology annotation, biological process: amino acid metabolic process. The transcript is spliced from 8 exons.